AUGUUCCAGAUUCGUGAUGCGGGGUCAGGCCUGAGGGACGCCGAGUUCAUCACGGCAGCUUUCGACUCUACCCUACCAUUCCUCAACGAGACUGGCAACACAGGCCAAUGGGGCACAGUUCCUUUCUCAAAGAGAGAUGGCUUCUUACAAGGCACCCGGGAAGAUAUCAAGCAGUCAGAAACCUUCCGACUUAUCGGCCAAGGCGAGCGGCGAAGAAUCUUUAUCGCAGAGAUUGAGGAAACACAUUUUGGCGAUGAUGCCGUAAACCUUCACCGCCGGAAAGAUCAUGAAACGGGUAGAACUUUCGUCUCAGUGGGCGCUGCAAUGAUUCUCGACGAUGAAUUUGCAAACCAUACUCGCUCCGUCACUGUUUUAAAGCCUCAUAUAGCCGCUGCUGAGGAACGUGCUGGCUUUGUGUUUCUGGACUUCCUUAUCACUGAUCAUCGCGUACCUUCAGCUCAGCGCAAAGGUGCUGGGCUGGCAUUACUGGAGCAUGUAAAAACCUACGCGUCUGAAUACGGGAAACGAGCCAUUUUCCUCGAUUGCUGGACCGGAGGUACAGACAAACUGGUCAGGUACUACGAAAGCGCUGGCUUCAGUCCAGUACAAGACUUUGAGUACAAGAAGAAGAACGGGGAUGUAUGGCCUGGCAGACUAUUUCGACUUGAUUUAGCUCCUAUACUACCUUGA
This is a messenger RNA of Fusarium tjaetaba, 690 nucleotides long. Its product is annotated as acyl n-acyltransferase. The transcript has a single exon. Gene Ontology annotation, molecular function: acyltransferase activity, transferring groups other than amino-acyl groups. NCBI's taxonomy places the organism in Eukaryota, Fungi, Ascomycota, Sordariomycetes, Hypocreales, Nectriaceae. The record is from RefSeq and is a predicted model, not a curated record. The coding region runs from base 1 to 690 and encodes 229 amino acids.